Histoplasma capsulatum G186AR is the source of this 5386-nucleotide messenger RNA. Its product is annotated as myosin. Gene Ontology annotation, cellular component: cytoplasm; myosin complex; vesicle. The transcript has 7 exons. Bases 1 to 4713 code for a protein of 1570 amino acids. Gene Ontology annotation, biological process: actin filament organization; vesicle transport along actin filament. Gene Ontology annotation, molecular function: actin filament binding; ATP binding; microfilament motor activity. The record is from RefSeq and is a predicted model, not a curated record. NCBI's taxonomy places the organism in Eukaryota, Fungi, Ascomycota, Eurotiomycetes, Onygenales, Ajellomycetaceae.
AUGGUUCACAUAUUCGACGUCGGUACCCGGGCAUGGCAGCCGGACCCGACAGAAGGAUGGGUAGGCUCUGAGCUUGUUGAGAAGUUGGUGGAUGGGGACAAAGUCGUUCUGGUCUUUUCCCUGGAAAACGGAGAGACCAAGACAAUCGAAACGACAGAAGCUGAAUUGCAACUUGACAACAAUGGAUCCCUUCCACCGCUAAUGAAUCCAUCCAUGUUGGAGGCCAGUGAGGACCUGACGAAUCUAUCCCAUUUGAACGAACCAGCUGUGCUACAAGCCAUCAAGCUCCGAUAUGCUCAAAAGGAAAUAUAUACAUACAGCGGUAUUGUUCUCAUCGCAACGAAUCCGUUUGCUCGGGUCGAUUCGCUCUACGUCCCGCAGAUGGUUCAGGUAUAUGCCGGGAAACAGCGGGCCACACAAGCUCCUCAUCUUUUUGCUAUUGCUGAGGAAGCAUUCUCUGAUAUGUUGAGAGACGGCCGAAAUCAAACGAUCGUUGUGUCCGGCGAAUCCGGAGCAGGAAAGACUGUGAGUGCGAAAUAUAUCAUGAGAUAUUUUGCCACGAGAGGGACUCCCAACCAGGGAUCAUACAAUGCGGGAAGGGCGGAUUCAAUUAGUGAGACAGAGGAGCAAAUUUUGGCAACAAAUCCGGUCAUGGAGGCGUUCGGAAAUGCAAAGACUACACGUAACGACAAUUCUUCCCGAUUCGGAAAAUACAUUGAGAUUAUGUUUGACGACAAGACAAAUAUUAUUGGCGCGAAAAUAAGAACAUAUCUCCUUGAGCGUUCAAGACUUGUCUUCCAACCUCUGAAAGAGAGAAAUUACCAUAUUUUCUACCAACUAGUUGUUGGAGCUACGGACUCGGAACGGCAAGAGUUGGGCCUCUUGCCCAUUGAAGAAUUCGAGUAUCUGAAUCAAGGAGGUGCUCCAAUGAUUGAUGGGGUUGACGAUAAAGCCGAAUUUGACGCCACAAGGAAAUCACUUACGACAAUAGGUGUAGCAAAGGAGACCCAGACUGAUAUAUUCCGCAUCCUAGCUGCUCUCCUACACCUAGGAAAUGUUAAAAUUCAGGCCACUCGAAGUGAUUCUUCUCUUUCUUCCACGGAACCGUCUCUUGUGCGCGCAUGCGAGAUGCUGGGUAUAGAAGCGGGCGAGUUCUCAAAAUGGAUUGUGAAAAAGCAACUUAUCACUCGCGGCGAGAAAAUUACAUCGAAUCUUACCCAGCAACAGGCUGUAGUUGUCCGAGAUUCCGUUGCGAAAUUCAUUUACUCAAGCUUGUUCGAUUGGUUAGUGGAAACCAUUAACCGCGGGCUAGCUACGGAAGAUGUGUUAAACAGGGUAAAUUCCUUCAUUGGAGUUCUAGAUAUUUAUGGUUUCGAACAUUUCGCCAAAAACUCCUUCGAACAAUUUUGCAUCAAUUAUGCCAACGAGAAGUUGCAGCAAGAAUUCAACCAGCAUGUGUUCAAACUCGAGCAGGAGGAGUAUGUCAGGGAAGAAAUCGAUUGGAAAUUUAUUGAUUUCUCAGACAAUCAACCAUGCAUUGAUCUUAUUGAAGGAAAGCUCGGAGUCCUAUCCUUGCUGGAUGAAGAGUCUCGGUUACCAAUGGGCUCUGAUGAUCAAUUCGUUACAAAGUUGCAUCACCACUUUGGGUCAAAUAAACAAAAGUUCUACAAGAAACCUCGAUUCGGAAAGUCUGCCUUCACUGUGUGCCAUUACGCUGUCGAUGUCACGUAUGAAUCUGAUGGAUUUAUUGAAAAGAACAGGGACACUGUUCCGGAUGAGCAUAUGGAAAUACUCCGUAAAUCCUCCAACGGCUUUGUCAAAGCCGUUCUCGAAGCAGCCUCCGCUGUACGUGAGAAGGACUCCGCGGCAGUGUCCUCACGUCCAGUUGCAGCACCAGGGCGGAAGAUCGGUGUUGCAGUCAAUCGCAAACCUACGCUUGGCGGCAUUUUCAAGUCAUCUUUGAUUGAGCUUAUGAACACCAUCAACUCGACUGAUGUUCAUUAUAUUCGCUGUAUAAAACCUAAUGAGGGCAAGGAAGCGUGGAAGUUUGAAGGGCCCAUGGUUCUUAGUCAGUUGAGGGCGUGUGGUGUACUUGAAACGGUUAGGAUAAGCUGCGCUGGCUACCCGACCCGCUGGACAUACGAAGAAUUUGCUCUCCGGUACUACAUGCUCUGCCACUCUUCUCAAUGGACGUCUGAGAUUCGUGACAUGGGUCAUGCAAUUUUACGAAAAGCUCUUGGCGAUGCCAGCCAUCAGCAAGAUAAAUACCAGCUCGGCUUGACAAAGAUCUUUUUCCGAGCAGGCAUGCUUGCUUUCCUUGAGAAUCUCCGCACUUCACGGUUGAACGAAUGUGCAACAAUGAUUCAGAAGAACUUGAAAUGCAAGUACUAUCGCCGCAGAUACCUUGAGGCUCGCGAGUCUAUCCUUACUACACAAAGCGUGAUCAGGGGGUUCUUGGCGAGACAGCGCGCCGAGGAGAUUCGUUGUAUUAAAGCCGCCACAACAAUUCAAAGAGUUUGGCGUGGUCAGAAGGAGCGAAAGCAUUAUGUCAGUAUUCGGAACAAUAUCGUUCUUUUCGAAUCCGUUGCGAAAGGCUACCUUUGCCGGCGCAACAUCAUGGAUACCAUCCUUGGAAAUGCAGCCAAGACCAUUCAGCGUGCAUUCCGGUCCUGGCGUUCAAUCCGUGCUUGGAGACAAUACCGCAAGAAAGUCAUUAUUAUUCAGAAUCUUUACAGAGGAAGAAAGGCACGGCUUCAGUACAAGAAGUUGCGUGAAGAGGCAAGGGAUCUUAAACAAAUCUCUUAUAAACUAGAAAACAAGGUCGUUGAACUUACUCAAUCCCUUGGGACUCUUAAGCGAGAGAACAAAACUCUUACAACACAACUCGAGAAUUAUGACAGCCAGCUCAAAUCCUGGAGAAGUCGACACAAUGCACUGGAAGCUCGCAGCCGAGAGCUACAAGCCGAGGCGAACCAAGCUGGUAUUGCCGCUGCACAGUUGACUGCCUUGGAAGAAGACAUGAAUAAAUUGCAACACAACCAUGCCGAGGCAUUGGCCACCGUCAAGCGACUACAGGAAGAAGAAAAGGUGUCGCGCGAAUCUCUCAAGGUGGCAACUGCCGAGCUUGAAAAACUGAGACAAGCCAAUGCUGACCACGAAGUCGAGAAAGAAUCCCUUCGCCAGUUAAUCACUGAAUUACAAGAUGAAUUAGAGCUUGCUAAGAGGGCUGUACCUGUCAAUGGGGUUAGUGGAGAUCUUCAGAACGGGGUCACCUCUCAACCUGGUAUUACUGGGUUAAUCAAUCUGGUUUCAUCCAAGAAGCCCAAGCCGAAGAGACGGAGUGCUGGCACGGAGAAGAUAGACGUCGAUCGGUUCAGCGGUGCUUAUAACCCACGGCCAGUAUCGAUGGCUGUGCCUAGCGCUGGCCGCCGUUCCAAUCUAUCUGGUUCUACUUUUGCUCCAGGAGUGGACUCUAUUGAAAUGGAACUGGAGACGCUGUUAUCUGAAGAAGACGAGCUCAACGACGAAGUUACGAUUGGUCUUAUCCGCAACCUUAAAAUUCCUCUUCCUGGCUCUACUCCACCACCAACCGAGAAAGAGGUUCUUUUCCCAUCAUACCUUAUUAAUCUUGUUACGUCCGAGAUGUGGAAUAAUGGCUUUGUCAAGGAAUCCGAACGCUUCCUUGCUAAUGUAAUGCAAUCUAUUCAGCAAGACGUCCUGCAGCAUGAAGGUGAAGAUGCAAUUAACCCUGGCGCGUUCUGGCUUUCCAACGUUCACGAGAUGCUAUCCUUUGUUUUCCUGGCUGAGGAUUGGUAUGCGGCUCAGAAAACCGAUAGCUACGAAUACGAUCGUCUUUUGGAAAUUGUGAAACAUGAUCUAGAGAGCUUGGAAUUCAAUAUAUACCACACUUGGAUGAAAGUUUUGAAACAAAAACUUUACAAGAUGGUUGUCCCCGCAAUUAUCGAGUCGCAAUCACUUCCAGGAUUCGUUACCAAUGAAACUAACCGCUUCCUCGGGAAACUCCUCCCAUCUAACACCCCUGCUUACAGUAUGGACAAUCUCUUGAGCCUUCUUAACAAUGUAUACAAGGCGAUGAAGGCGUACUAUCUUGAGGACUCGAUCAUCUUGCAAACAGUCAAUGAGCUACUCCGUCUUGUCGGCGUCACGGCAUUCAACGAUCUCCUAAUGAGAAGAAAUUUCUUGUCCUGGAAGCGUGGUCUACAGAUCAAUUACAAUAUCACUCGGAUUGAGGAAUGGUGCAAGAGCCAUGACAUGCCGGAAGGAACCCUGCAGCUCGAACACCUCAUGCAAGCGACGAAAUUGCUUCAGCUCAAGAAGGCAACUCUCAACGAUAUCGAGAUCAUUCAAGAUAUUUGCUGGAUGCUCUCGCCAAAUCAAAUUCAAAAGCUCCUCAACCAGUACCUGGUCGCCGACUACGAACAGCCUAUUAACGGCGAAAUCAUGAAAGCUGUUGCCUCUCGCGUCACUGAAAAGAGUGAUGUCCUCCUCUUAACCGCUGUUGACAUAGAAGAUAGCGGGCCCUAUGAAAUCGCCGAGCCACGCUCAAUUAAUGCUUUGGAAACAUAUACCCCAUCAUGGCUCCAAACACCCCGUCUAAAACGCCUUGCAGAGAUUGUCUCCAUACAAGCAAUGGCACAGCAAGAGAAGCUUGACAUGGCUGAUGGCCCCGACGCCCCCAGCGAUUCCUCAUAAAUAAAAUAGCGACGCAUUUCAUCUUCAUUUCCCCCGCGUGCCCAAUUGCUCAUCCCUUGUGUGUAUCUAUCCUUAAUAGUAUUUGGGAGCCCGCCUCGAUUAUGGUGAUUUAAUUGUAUCCAUCUACUCUCCCAAAUUCGGCGUCUGAGUCGCUGCCCGCUCUAUAGACCUUGGAUGAGUGGAAGCGAUUUUCAAAGACCGCUCCCUCCGUCCGUUGCUCAUUGAAUAUUAUUUAUCUUUCUUGCUUCGCCGUUCGGCCUCUCACCGCGCCUUUUGACAAACCCGAUGUUUCUCGUUUUUCCCUCAUUUAAAUUCUACUUGGUUUUGUUUUGUUUGCUAUGAGGAAUUUGUCUACAUCCAUUUCCUUUUUCAAUUCCGCAAAACUCAAUCGAAACCCCACCGUUCUCCUGUACCCCAAUGUAAUUCUUACUCCGCUUGUGUUAUGGUCUCCUGCUAUUGUUGUUGCUAUAAGUCUUCCCUGGUGUCCUACACACAAAUUAACAACAAACUCCCACCCGUCUUCCCCAACAAUGCGCUAGAAGAUAUACUCUCUCAACUGGACUCCAUAUAUAAUUUUGCUAGCGAUGUUUCGCAUUAUUUUCUAAGAAAUUCUUUGAUUUGAUGUGGUUGAGGUAAAACUAAUUUUGCCAGUUUUUUUUGGGUGCUUUGGAGU